UUUCUUUAUUUAAAUUUUUCAUUCAAUUGCACAUUUUUUUGUUUUAAUUUUUUCGCAUCCGUGUAUCACUACGCCGAUGCUGUCAUGGAAACUGUUUAUACGGAACUACUUUCGGAAGUUCACUUGUCAGUUUGAUCCGCUGGAUUUACCGGCAAGUUUAAAGAUACGUGACAUAAUUCAUUUUCGUUAUUUUAUUCAUAUUUCUCAUAAUAAGUAAGUCUAAAUUUUUCAUUAAACGCUAUAAAAUAUCUCAAAUCAAAUUACUAACUAUUAUAAUAUUCGCUUGCACCGAAGUAUCGAUUAGCGUUCGCGAGCAACUGCAAAGCAGAAUAAUCUAUUGCUCGUUGGUGUUUGAGGGUAUUCCUAUUUGAAAAUGUUUUCGCGCGAUAGGGACCAUAGUAGAGGCCGUAGAGGUGGUAUUGCUAGAGGUAACAUUAGGGGUGGUGUUGAAAAUAUUCGUGGGAACAGUAUUAAUAGGUUUGGUGGACGUGGUAGAGGAACUACUAAUAAUAUUCGUGGUAGUAUUAAAGGCAAACAGCCUGGAGGGACUCUUAGAAAAAUCGUUUGGGACGUGAGAUCAUUAGAACCUUUGCGUAAGGAUUUUUAUAUCGAGCAUCCUGCAGUUAAAAACAGAUCAAAGGAAGAAGUGGGCCAAUUUAGAGAAAAUGCUGAAAUAACUGUGAAGGGCGACAAUAUACCUAAUCCUAUUCAACAUUUUGAAGAAGGAAAUUUUCCUCCUUAUGUGUUAGAAGUUAUACAUAAACAAGGCUACUCUCAACCUACAGCAAUUCAAGCACAAGGAUGGCCUAUUGCACUCAGUGGCAAAGAUUUGGUUGCCAUUGCUCAAACUGGAUCUGGAAAAACACUUGGAUACAUCUUACCAGCAAUUGUACAUAUCAUACACCAACCAAGACUUAGCCCAGGUGAUGGUCCAGUUGCUUUAAUCUUGGCUCCUACAAGAGAACUAGCUCAACAGAUUCAAGAAGUAGCUAAUUGUUUUGGAGAAUCAUCAGGUGUUAGAAACACCUGUAUUUUUGGUGGUGCACCUAAAGGUCCACAAGCACAUGAUUUAGAAAGAGGUGUUGAAAUAUGUAUUGCUACACCAGGUAGACUUAUUGACUUCUUAGAAAGAGGAACUACAAAUUUGCGCAGAUGCACAUAUUUAGUACUAGAUGAAGCUGACAGAAUGUUAGACAUGGGCUUUGAGCCUCAAAUAAGAAAAAUAAUUGAACAAAUUAGACCUGAUAGACAAGUCUUAAUGUGGUCAGCUACAUGGCCUAAAGAAGUUCGAGCUUUAGCAGAAGACUUCUUAACUGAUUAUAUGCAUCUUAAUAUCGGUUCUCUAACUUUAUCAGCUAAUCAUAACAUUAUUCAGAUCGUGGAUGUUUGUCAAGAGUUCGAAAAGGAUUUAAAAUUGUAUAGAUUACUUCAAGAAAUAGGAAAUGAGAAAGAAAACAAAACGAUCAUUUUUGUUGAAACGAAACGGAAAGUUGACGAUAUUACAAGAAAUAUAAGACGAGAUGGAUGGCAAGCAUUGAGUAUUCAUGGUGAUAAAAAUCAACAAGAAAGAGAUCAUGUAUUGCAGGAAUUUAAAAGUGGAAGGGCACCUAUUCUAGUUGCAACAGAUGUUGCUGCUAGAGGUUUAGAUGUGGAUGAUGUCAAGUAUGUAAUAAAUUUCGAUUAUCCGUCGUCAUCAGAAGAUUACAUACAUAGAAUUGGCCGUACCGGACGAAGAAGACAAACUGGUACUGCUUACGCAUUUUUUACAACCCACAACAUGAAGCAUGCUGGAGACCUAAUAGAAGUAUUAAGAGAAGCUGGACAAAAUAUAAAUCCUCGACUUACUGAAAUGGCAGAAUUAGCUAAAUCUGGAAAUCCUGGAAAUAGAAGUGGAAAACGGUUCAUGGGUACUGAUAGAAUUAGUGGCAGAAGAGGUAAUAAUGAUAAUAGGGGAAGAGGCAUUUCUGCAAGAGGAAGAGGUCUUGUUGGUGGUCGUAGCGGGAAUACUUAUCAGUCUACUUCAAGUAGCUAUUCAGGUUCAGAUUAUAGCGGUUAUAAUAAUACAAAACAAGGUAACACAAUUCAUCAGAAUACAGGAUACGGUUAUAAUACACAAAGAACAUAUGGACAAAGCAGCUUAGGACAAAGUUAUGGAGGAGACAAUUAUGGAAAUACCUAUCAAUACAGAGGUACAACGUAUUAAAACUAUGUUAACAGUAUUAAAAAAGAAACAUUUCAUUAAACAGUGUUAAUAGUCGUACACUUAGUUAAAUUUGUGUUAAAAAUAAAAUAGAAUAAAAUAAAAAAUACACAGAAAAUGGAGUGGAACCAAAGUAUAUACGCAAUUAACAAAUAUAUAUAGAAUUAGUGUGAUAAUGGUCAAAAUAAAAUUUGUUAAAUGUAU
Molecule: messenger RNA, 2404 nt
Organism: Megachile rotundata (alfalfa leafcutting bee)
Lineage: Eukaryota; Metazoa; Arthropoda; Insecta; Hymenoptera; Megachilidae
Molecular function (GO): nucleic acid binding; ATP binding; RNA helicase activity
Source: RefSeq, a predicted model, not a curated record